Messenger RNA from Arvicola amphibius (Eurasian water vole), 882 nucleotides. RefSeq names its product cystatin B (gene Cstb). Bases 117 to 413 code for a protein of 98 amino acids. The record is from RefSeq and is a predicted model, not a curated record. Gene Ontology annotation, cellular component: cytosol. The transcript is spliced from 3 exons. NCBI's taxonomy places the organism in Eukaryota, Metazoa, Chordata, Mammalia, Rodentia, Cricetidae. Gene Ontology annotation, molecular function: cysteine-type endopeptidase inhibitor activity.
GACACACGACCAGGGGGCGGAGCCGAGCCAGGUUUUUCUAGGGUCCCGGCACUGAGUUCCUAGCUGUCUCUGCCCUUAGCUUCUCUGUCUGUGUCGCCAGGUCUACUGCAGCCAAGAUGAUGUGUGGCGCGCCGUCCGCCACGCAGCCGGCCACAGCCGAGACGCAGGAGAUCGCCGACGAGGUGAAAUCCCAACUUGAAGAGAAAGAAAACCGGAAGUUCUCCGUCUUUAAAGCCAUAUCCUUCAGGCGACAGGUGGUGGCUGGCAUUAACUUUUUUAUCAAGGUUGAUGUUGGCGAUGAUAAAUUUGUGCACCUGAGAGUGUUCAAAGCCCUCCCUCAUGAAAACAAGCCCCUGACCUUGUCUUCCUACCAGACCAACAAGGAGCAACAUGACGAGCUGAGCUUCUUCUGACUCUGCACAGUCCCUUUGCCAAAUACUUUAUUUUUUAUUCAGUGGUUGGGACCACGAAGUAGAUACCCCUCUGAAUGGGGAGGAUGGAGUUAGGCAGCUUCUUCUGUGAUUCCCAAACUGCAUUGUGUUUUGUUCUCUUCCAAAUAAUUAUUUUCAGAAAGCUAUAUAUGAUCUCUCUCUAAAUAUAUAUAUAUAUAUUUUAGAGUCUAAACAAACUGUCUCCUUUGUUUAGAAUUUUCCCUUUGUUUAAAAGUCACAGUCACUGCCAAGCGGUGGUGGCACACACCUUUAGUCCCAGCAAUUGGGAGGCAGAGGCGGGUGAAUCUCUGAGCUUGAGGCUAGCUUGGUCUACAGAGCAAGUUCUAAGACAGUCAGGGCUAUACAGAGAAACUGUCUCGAAAAACUAAAACAAACAAAAAUCACAGUCACAACAUAUAUAUGCCAAUAAAAGUUAAGUAAUUGUUAUUUA